Messenger RNA from Ziziphus jujuba (common jujube), 1992 nucleotides. RefSeq names its product alpha-mannosidase I MNS5. Gene Ontology annotation, biological process: mannose trimming involved in glycoprotein ERAD pathway; carbohydrate metabolic process; endoplasmic reticulum mannose trimming. The transcript is spliced from 15 exons. Gene Ontology annotation, molecular function: calcium ion binding; mannosyl-oligosaccharide 1,2-alpha-mannosidase activity. Gene Ontology annotation, cellular component: membrane; endoplasmic reticulum. The record is from RefSeq and is a predicted model, not a curated record. Lineage: Eukaryota; Viridiplantae; Streptophyta; Magnoliopsida; Rosales; Rhamnaceae. Bases 79 to 1800 code for a protein of 573 amino acids.
UCCGUGAUUCACUCUCUUUGUUGCUCUUUCUCUUUCUCACCAACACAUCGAAUUUUUGACUUACUGAAGAAGCAGAGCAUGUUGGCUCGCAAAUCUCAGACAUGGGUUCUUCUUCUCCUGCUCAUAUCUGCCUCCCUCUUUCACUUUUCCACAUCCCAAUCCGAUUCCCCAUGGGCUGCCAAGAAGAGGCGCAUGAGAGACAAAGUUCGCAAAAUGUUUUACCAUGCAUAUGACAACUACAUGACCCACGCAUUUCCGCAUGAUGAGUUAAAGCCACUUACUAAAACUUUUACUGACUCCCUUAGUGAGCUUGGCAAUCUGAAGCUUGAACAUCUACCACAAGACUAUAACGGAUCUGCCCUUACACUUAUUGAAUCUUUGUCCAGCCUUGUGGUUCUGGGUAACAACACGGAAUUUGAAAGGGCAGUUCUUUGGCUUUCUGAAAAUCUAACAUUUGAUGUUGAUGCAAGGGUCAAUCUUUUUGAGUGCAACAUAAGAGUUCUUGGAGGACUUGUUUCUGCUCAUCUACUUGCAACUGAUUCUCCAAACAGAGUAGUUCAAGGAGCUUAUAAGAAUCAGCUACUUACUUUGGCUGAAGAAUUAGGGCAACGCUUUUUACCUGCAUUCAAUACCCCCACAGGGUUGCCCUAUGCGUGGCUUAACUUAAAGUAUGGAGUAAUGGAGAAUGAGACUACUGAAACAAGCACUUCAGGAUGUGGUUCUCUAAUUCUUGAAAUGGGAGCAUUAUCACGAUUAACUGGUGACCCCAGAUAUGAGUCUGCAGCUUUACGUGCUCUUCGGAAGCUAUGGAGCAUGAGGAGUUCAUUGAAUUUGCUUGGAACAACACUGGAUGUUCUGACUGGGGAAUGGAUUGAGUAUUCAUCUGGUAUUGGGGCUGGGGUUGAUUCAUUCUAUGAAUAUCUAUUCAAGGCUCACAUUCUUUUCGGGAGUGAGGAGUUCUGGAGAAUGUUUCAUUCUGCUUAUGUUGCUGUACAGAAAUAUUUCAGACAUGGUCCAUGGUACCAUGAAGCUGAUAUGAGGACCGGAAAAGCAACAUAUUGGCAGCUUACAAGCCUUCAAGCGUUUUGGCCUGGCUUACAGGUCCUUGUUGGGGAUAUCGCAGCUGCAAAUUCAUCACAUCGUGAGUUUUUCUAUGUGUGGGAGAAGUAUGGAGUACUACCAGAGAGGUAUCUGUUGGACCAUCUAAUGUUGCAUCCGACGGAAAAAUAUUAUCCUCUGCGACCUGAAUUGGCAGAGUCAACAUUCUACUUAUAUCAGGCAACUAAAGAUCCAUGGUACAUAAAGGUUGGGGAAAAAAUGGUAAAUUCUAUUAAUUCAUACACCAAAGUGGAAGGAGGUUUUGCUAGCAUUAGAGAUGUGACAACUAUGCAGCUGGAAGAUCAUCAGCACAGUUUUUUCCUUGCCGAAACUUGCAAGUAUCUAUACCUUCUGUUUGAUGAUACAUUUUUGCUUGGUCGGAAUUAUAUUUUCACGACGGAGGGUCACCCCCUACCUGUGUUAAGUUCCUGGCAUGAGAGGCUUCCAGAGACCUACAUCCCCACCAACUGGACUUUCAUCAAGACCGGUAAGCAAGGAAGAAGGGCAAGUUCAAUGUCUCUACAAGUAUGCCCCGCUACCAUGUUGAAUGGCGGCCAACGAAUUGAAAGCGCUUGCCACGUCCCUGAUUCUCGUAGCGACCACAGAUGCUCAACCAAUGAAGAAUGUGGAAUUGAUUCAACUACUUGCAGACCAAGAUCAUGCAGCACUGCUGGCUAUUGUGGGCUAUGGUUGUUCAUAUAAUCCUCCAAAAUUCUUUGUGUAACAAAAUAAAAUAAAAUAAAAUAAAUUCUCUUUAACACAAGCAAAUUCAAAACUGCUGGAUAUCUAUAUGGAAGUCGGGUGGUUAAUGUAGACAAAUGGACGAAAGCAUAGGAAUACAUGUAUCAGGAACCAUACAGAAGAGGAAUGCAAAAUUUUGUGAUUUUAAUUAUA